Molecule: messenger RNA, 1995 nt
Organism: Knipowitschia caucasica
Lineage: Eukaryota; Metazoa; Chordata; Actinopteri; Gobiiformes; Gobiidae
Source: the annotation of a GenBank genome assembly
AUGGAGAGAGGAGAGGAGACAAGGAGAGAGGAGGAGGUGACAAGGAGAGAGGAGGAGACAGGAGAGAGGAGAGGAGACAAGGAGAGAGGAGGAGACAAGGAGAGAGGAGAGGAGAGAGGAGGAGACAAGGAGAGAGGAGAGGUGACAAGGAGAGAGGAGGAGACAAGGAGAGAGGAGAGGACAAGGAGAGAGGAGACAAGGAGAGAGGAGAAAGGGACAAGGAGAGAGGAGGAGACAAGGAGAGAGGAGAGGAGACAAGGAGAGAGGAGAGGUGACAAGGAGAGAGGAGAGGACAAGGAGAGGAGGAGAGAGAGGAGAGAGAGAGAGGAGACAAGGAGAGGAGAGAGACAAGGAGAGAGGAGAGGAGACAAGGAGAGAGGAGGAGACAAGGAGAGAGGAGAGAGACAAGGAGAGAGGAGAGGUGACAAGGAGAGAGAGGAGACAAGGAGAGAGGAGAGGAGACAAGGAGAGAGAGGAGACAAGGAGAGAGGAGGACAAGAGGAGAGGAGACAAGGAGAGAGGAGGAGACAAGGAGAGGAGACAAGGAGACAAGGAGACAAGGAGAGGAGAGGAGACAGGAGAAGAGGAGGAGACAAGGAGAGAGGAGGAGACAAGGAGAGAGGAGAGGUGACAAGGAGAGAGAGGAGACAAGGAGAGAGGAGAGGAGACAAGGAGAGAGGAGAGGAGAGAGGAGGAGACAAGGAGAGAGGAGGAGACAAGGAGAGAGGAGAGGUGACAAGGAGAGAGGAGGAGACAAGGAGAGAGGAGGAGACAAGGAGAGAGAGAGGACAAGGAGAGUACAAGGAGAGGAGACAAGGAGAGAGGAGAGGUGACAAGGAGAGAGGAGAGGUGACAAGGAGAGGAGACAAGGAGAGAGGAGAGGUGACAAGGAGAGGAGAGGAGACAAGGAGAGAGGGAGACAAGGAGAGGAGGAGACAAGGAGAGAGAGGAGACAAGGAGAGAGAGAGGAGACAAGGAGAGAGGAGGAGACAAGGAGAGAGGAGAGGUGACAAGGAGAGGAGAGGAGACAAGGAGAGAGAGGAGACAAGGAGAGGAGAGGAGACAAGGAGAGAGGAGAGGAGACAAGAGAGAGGAGGGAGACAAGGAGAGAGGAGGAGGAAAACAAGGAGAAACAAGGAGGAGACAAGGAGAGAGGAGGAGACAAGGAGAGAGAGGAAGGAGAGAGGAGGAGACAAGGAGAGAGGAGGAGACAAGGAGAGAGGAGGAGACAAGGAGAGAGGAGAGGAGACAAGGAGAGAGAGAGGAGACAAGGAGAGAGGAGGAGACAAGGAGAGAGGAGGAGACAAGGAGAGAGGAGGAGACAAGGAGAGAGGAGGAGACAAGGAGAGAGGAGGAGACAAGGAGAGAGGAGGAGACAAGGAGAGAGGAGGAGACAAGGAGAGAGGAGGAGACAAGGAGAGAGGAGGAGACAAGGAGAGAGGAGGAGACAAGGAGAGAGGAGGAGACAAGAAGAGAGGAGGAGACAAGGAGAGAGGAGGAGACAAGGAGAGAGGAGGAGACAAGGAGAGAGGAGGAGACAAGAAGAGAGGAGGAGACAAGGAGAGAGGAGGAGACAAGGAGAGAGGAGGAGACAAGGAGAGAGGAGGAGACAAGGAGAGAGGAGGAGACAAGGAGAGAGGAGGAGACAAGGAGAGAGGAGGAGACAAGGAGAGAGGAGGAGACAAGGAGAGAGAGGAGGAGACAAGGAGAGAGGAGGAGACAAGGAGAGAGGAGGAGACAAGGAGAGAGGAGAGGAGACAAGGAGAGAGGAGGAGACAAGGAGAGAGGAGGAGACAAGGAGAGAGGAGGAGACAAGGAGAGAGAGGAGACAAGGAGAGAGGAGGAGACAAGGAGAGGAGAGGUGACAAGGAGAGAGGAGGAGACAAGGAGAGAGGGAGGAGACAAGGAGAGAGGAGAGGUGACAAGGAGAGAGGAGAGGUGACAAGGAGAGAGGAGGAGACAAGGAGAGAGGAGGAGACAAGGAGAGGAGGAUGA